Fundulus heteroclitus (mummichog) is the source of this 1129-nucleotide messenger RNA. Its product is annotated as histone H1-like. NCBI's taxonomy places the organism in Eukaryota, Metazoa, Chordata, Actinopteri, Cyprinodontiformes, Fundulidae. Gene Ontology annotation, biological process: nucleosome assembly. Gene Ontology annotation, molecular function: structural constituent of chromatin; DNA binding. Bases 25 to 624 code for a protein of 199 amino acids. The transcript has a single exon. Gene Ontology annotation, cellular component: nucleosome. The record is from RefSeq and is a predicted model, not a curated record.
UCACAGGAACAUUAAGAGAGAAACAUGGCAGAAGAAGCUCCAGCAGCGGCGCCGGCUAAAGCCCCGGCCAAAGCCCCGAAGAAGAAGGCCGCCUCCAAGGCCAAGAAGGAUGGACCCAGCCUGUCCAAGCUGAUCGUGGCCGCCGUGGCCGAGUCCAAGGAGCGCAAGGGCAUGUCUCUGGCGGCGCUGAAGAAGGUGCUGGCCGGCAAAGGCGUGGAUGUGACCAAGGCCAACAAGCGCAUCAACACCGCCGUCACCAAGCUGGCGACGGCAGGAACCCUGAGCCAGACCAAAGGCACCGGGGCGUCGGGCUCCUUCAAGCUGGCAAAAGACACCAAAGCGGCUAAACCAGCCAAGAAGGUGGUGAAGAAGAAGGCUCCCGCUAAGGCCAAGAAGCCCGCCGCCGCCGCCAAGAAGGCCAGCACCCCCAAGAAGGCUGCGGCUAAGAAAACUGCCGCUAAGAAGACCCCUAAGAAGGCUCCAGCCAAGAAAUCCCCUAAGAAGGUGGUGAAGAAGAGCCCUAAGAAGGCCGCUGCCGCCAAGAAGCCAAAGGCUGCUGCUAAGAAGCCUGCAGCCAAGAAAGCUGCAGCAAAGAAGCCCGCAGCUAAGAAGGCCAAGAAGUAAAGCUGCAAGACCAGCACUCAGUGCACCAAAGGCUCUUUUCAGAGCCACCACUUCUUCAAUUAAGACCUGGUUCCUCAUUAUUUCACCACAUAAUUAUUAGAAAUGAAUAAGCCCAACACAUCUUAUGCUGCACAAUACAGCUAAAUGCAACUAAAUUAUAUAACAUGGGUUUAUGACGCUUCCAAUGUUUGAAGUUAUAGAGCUUCUUUCAUUAAACUGAUAACAUGCAGACUUCAUAACUCAAAACCACACAUCAAAGUUGCAUUACAUGAUACAAAAUACAUAUUUUUAGCUGGGAGAAUAUGAUUAAGUUUCAUGAUAUUAUACCGCUGUAUAAAACUCAACUGGCUCCAUCUCCUCUGCAACAAUAUAUCCAUCCAGAAAACAGUUCCCUUUAGAAAAAUCACCUUUGGGAAGCUGGUCUGUGGGUUGGAACCCUGUUCCCACACAAUCAUGCAAACUCCACGCAGACAGACCCAGGGUUGGAUUUGAACCCAGAACCUUC